Callorhinchus milii (elephant shark) is the source of this 2316-nucleotide messenger RNA. It is a transcript of the gene abcg8, whose product is annotated as ATP-binding cassette, sub-family G (WHITE), member 8. NCBI's taxonomy places the organism in Eukaryota, Metazoa, Chordata, Chondrichthyes, Chimaeriformes, Callorhinchidae. The transcript is spliced from 13 exons. The record is from RefSeq and is a predicted model, not a curated record. Bases 195 to 2246 code for a protein of 683 amino acids. Gene Ontology annotation, molecular function: ABC-type transporter activity; ATP hydrolysis activity; ATP binding. Gene Ontology annotation, biological process: cholesterol homeostasis. Gene Ontology annotation, cellular component: plasma membrane.
CCCACUACACACACACACACACACACACACACACGCGCGCACGCACAGGCUCCAAGUGCCAAGCAGGCAAUGGGUAAAGAUCAAACUCCCCAGGCAACAUAUGCUGAUUUAUUUACCCGUGGAUCAAAUGUGGGUAUUCGCACUGUUUGUGGCUGUUUUGACUAAAGCUGAGCUUCACUGAAACUUUGCUAACCAUGGAAGAAACCUGCAGAUCUUCAAGCCUGUUCGUGAACACCGUGUGUCAAUCCUUGGAGGCUGACCCACAGCCGACGACUGACCCGGAUAAUGUAUUCUGUACCUUAGAAGAAGAAAAUAGUCUCUACUUCACUUACAGUGGCCAACCCAACCUCAUCCAAGUGAGGGACCUCAACUACCAGGUCAACACAGAAGCACAGAUUCCCUGGUAUGAGAAGCUGGCGGAGCUAAAAAUGCCGUGGGAGUGGAACUCCGGUACCGAUGGACAGGUGACAGCUCUGAAAAGCUUGAACCUUAGUGUCAGAAGUGGGCAGAUGUUAGCCAUGAUAGGGAGUUCUGGAAGUGGGAAGACCUCACUGCUGGACAUCAUCACCUGCAGAGAUGAAGGAGGAAGAAUUAAAUCCGGGAAAGUAUUGAUCAAUGGAGUGCCAACCAACCGACAACUGGUUAAAAAGUGCAUUGCCCACGUGCGGCAGGACGAUAGGCUGCUACCAAACCUCACCGUCAAAGAGACGCUGGCGUUCAUCGCAAGCCUGCGCCUCCCGAAAGACUUCUCCGCUAAACAGAGGAACAAGAGGAUAGAGGACGUGAUCGCAGAACUCCGACUGAGACAAUGCGCUGACACCAGAAUUGGCAACAACGUAAUCCGAGGAGUGUCCGGAGGUGAGCGACGUCGGGUGAGCAUUGCAGUGCAGCUACUCUGGAAUCCCGGAAUUCUAAUACUCGACGAGCCCACCUCUGGACUUGACAGUUUUACGGCUCACAAUUUGGUGAUGACUCUCUCGAGACUGGCCAGAGGCAACCGUUUGGUCCUGAUGUCUCUCCAUCAGCCCCGCUCAGACAUCUUCCACUUAUUUGACCUGGUGGUUCUGCUUUCCUCAGGGUUAACAACCUACUGUGGAGCAGCUAAGGACAUGGUCUCCUAUUUCACAUCGAUAGGGUGCCCAUGUCCUCGGUACUGCAAUCCUUGUGAUUUCUAUGUUGAUUUAACAAGCAUCGACAGGCGUUCCAAAGAGCAGGAAGCAAAGACCCAGGAAAAAGCCAGCUCCCUUGCCUCCACAUUUUGGGAAAAAGUCAAAGACCUCGAUGACUACGUUUGGAAGCCUAAUGACUGUAACAGCCUUUCAAAUACAGUCAGCGAAAGGAGCACUGUUUCAACUUUCGAGGAGAUUAUUGAAAUGAAGUCAGAUACCAGGGAUCAACUACCUGGAUCUUUGAGGCAGUUCACAAUGCUGCUGAGGCGUCAGGUGUCUAAUGACUACAGAGACCUGCCCACCUUGAUCAUCCACGGCUUGGAAGCGUUCUUGAUGUCGAUGCUCAUCGGAUUUUUAUACUAUGGCCAGGGCGGCAAGGAGUUAUCUCUGCAGGACACAGUAGCCCUGUUGUACAUGAUCGGAGCUUUGACCCCGUUUGCAGUCGUUCUAGAUGUUAUCGCGAAGUGUCACUCGGAAAGAGCAAUGCUUUACCAUGAAUUGGAAGACGGGUUGUAUUCGGUCACUACGUACUUUUUCGCGAAGCUGUUGGGAGAACUUCCGGAGCACUGCGUGUUUGUGAUCGUCUACGGAGUGCCCAUCUACUGGCUGUCGGCGCUGCGGCCCGAGUCGGGCCCCUUCCUCCUGAACUUCCUGAUGCUCUGGCUGGUGGUGUACUGCAGCCGAGCCAUGGCUCUGUGGGUUGCGGCGAUGCUGCCCACUCUGCAGCUCUCGUCGUUCUUUGGGAACGCAUUCUUCACAACCUUCUACCUGACGGGAGGCUUCGUUAUCAGCCUGGAGAACAUGUGGACAGUUGCUACCUGGUUCUCACACAUUUCCUUCCUGCGGUGGGGUUUUGAAGGUCUGCUGCAAAUUCAGUUUGUGGGUUCUAUCUAUUCCAUAUCAAUGGGAAACCUAACCUUACCGAUCACAGGCAUGGAUAUAUUGACGGGGUUAGAUAUGGAUGAGGAGCCACUGUACUUGUGCUACUUGAUCCUGUCUGCCAUCUGCAUCGCUUUCCUGAUUCUGUAUUACUUGUCGCUGAGGUUCAUCAAGCAGAAGUCAAGGCAGGACUGGUGAGACAUCACCUGGAAACAUCCAUCUUGUUGUGUCCCAAACUUCAAAGGACUGGUGUCUGGAACCAUUCCAG